Closterium sp. NIES-65 is the source of this 2551-nucleotide messenger RNA. The record is from the annotation of a GenBank genome assembly. NCBI's taxonomy places the organism in Eukaryota, Viridiplantae, Streptophyta, Zygnematophyceae, Desmidiales, Closteriaceae.
GCAUGGCAGUCAGCCUACGGGCUGGACUCGUCCUCGCUGCUGCCGCCCAAGACCAUUUCCCUCGCACGCAACCUCCCGCCGCCCGCCCACCUCGAGGACUGCACCGCCCGCACGUCCGCCAGACAGGGCGCCGAGAGGGCCGGGGCGGCGUGGGCGGUGCCGGGCGGCAACGGCUCGUCCUGUUGUGGAUGCUCGCCGCAACCACCAUGGGUGUAUGGCCCUGACGACAGCAGUCUAGCCCUCACGCGCACGGUGCAGCGGGACAUCUGGCUCUCGCAGUUCCCUCCUGGCUCCUGCGAUGGAAGGCACCUGCUCAUUGUGCCCUGGGUGCUGCCAGCCACUGCUGCCGCAGGGCUGGGCACAGGGGCAGGAGGAGGAGGAGGAGUGGAGGCGGGGGAGAGCGGUUCAGAUGGGCUGGGAGGUUUGGAGGGGCUGGGUCUGCAGGUGCAUGUGAUGGGUGCGCUGCUGGGGUUGGCGGUGGAGACAGGGCGCGUGCUGGUCCCACUCUCAGGCUCCUUCAGCUAUGCCAACAACUCUGCAUGUAAAGCCAUGGGCCAGCAGGGCCAGUGGGGGUGCUACUUCUCCCCCAUCGCCUCCUCUGACUGCUCCAAGCGCGCACAGAAGGAGAUGCAGAGCGGUUCACUGCGGUCGCGGUGCAGCGGCAAGCACAUUCGCAACGUGGCACUCUCAGCAGAGCCCAUAGUCUGCCUGCACCCCGACUUUGACCACAACGAACUCAAGCUGCACGCUGCUGUUGCCACCAAAUGGGGAGCACCUCACCUGCAGCGUCCAGAUACACUGUACCGCCCAACAUGCCGGCCCCCCACUCCUGACAACCCCUCUCUCUCCGUGUCUCAGGUGCGUUGGUGGCGAGCCCAGGCCACGCGGUUCCUCAUGCGCUGGCCCUCCCUGCACCUCUGCCACGUCACCAACCUCAUCCGCCACGUCAGCAUCAGCCACCACGUGGCUGCCAGGCUGGCAUUCUUCGAGGACACGCAGGCGGAGAUCAUAAGAGACGUGGCUGCUGACACAGCAGGGGAAAGCGCCAGGUCAGAUGUGAGGAAGAGCAAACAGGCCAAGGACCUGCAAGGCAUGGAGUUGGGUAAGGGGGUGGAGAUAGAGAGUGCAAGCAAAGCUUCUUGGGCCACUAUAGGGGGAAGGUGCAGUGUGUGUGAGGAGGAAGGGUGGAAAGGGGAUUUGAUGGGAGAGGAUGGGGAGGUGGGAGAGAGUUGGGAUAUGCAAGCAGGGGUGAGUAGUGGUAAUGUGAAGAAGGCGGGGUUGGAGAAGAAAGAGAAGCACGUGCUGUACUAUGUGCAGAAGCACAACAACCUCGUCGUUGGCGUGGGUCGAGAGCCGUACGUCAUGCGGCCGCUGGCGAGUCUGGUUCUAGGGGGUACGUCUGGAGAGGGGAAUGGAGAGGGGAAGGGAGCAUCAAGGGGGGACGGAGGAAGAGAGGUGGGGACGGAGGUGGAAGGGAGGAGACUAGAGGAGGAAGGGGAUGAGGGAGUGGAGGGGGAGGGCGGUGCAGAGGGGAAAGGUGGAGAAGAGGGGAAAGGUGGAGAAGAGGGGAAAGGUGGAGAAGAGGGGAAAGGUGGAGAAGAGGGGAAAGGUGGAGAAGAGGGGAAAGGUGGAGAAGAGGUGAACGGUGGAGAAGAGGUGAAGGCUGAAGGAGCAGGAGCAGGAGGGGCAGGAGGAGGGGGAGGGGGCAGUGAGAGUGGCAUGGUGAGUGCGCUCAUGCAUCAGGUGCAUCAGCUGCGACUGGUGGAACCCCAUCUGGCCCACGUGUGGCUGCACACGCCCUCUCAGGUGGGUCUUCUCCCAGGUGGGUCUUCUCCCAGGUGGGUCUUCUCCCAGGUGGGUCUUCUCCCAGGUGGGUCUUCUCCCAGGUGGAUCUUCUCCCAGGUGGGUCUUCUCCCAGGUGGGUCUUCUCUCAGGUGGGUCUUCUCCCAGGUGGGUCUUCUCUCAGGUGGGUCUUCUCUCAGGUGGGUCUUCUCUCAGGUGGGUCUUCUCUCAGGUGGGUCUUCUCUCAGUGCGUGCACUCCUGCUUUGCCCACUCGUCUUUCAAUUCCUGCCACUGUCACCUGCCACUGUCACCUGCCAUCACCUUCCCUCACCUGCCAUCACCUUCCCUCACCUGCCAUCACCUUCCCUCACCUGCCAUCAUCUUCCCUCACCUGCCAUCACCUUCCCUCACCUGCCAUCACCUUCCCUCACCUGCCAUCACCUUCCCUCACCUGCCAUCACCUUCCCUCACCUGCCAUCACCUUCCCUCACCUGCCAUCACCUUCCCUCACCUGCCAUCACCUUCCCUCACCUGCCAUCACCUUCCCUCACCUGCCAUCACCUUCCCUCACCUGCCAUCACCUUCCCUCACCUGCCAUCACCUUCCCUCACCCGCCAUCACCUUCUCUCACCUGCCAUCACCUUCCCUCACCUGCCAUCACCUUCCCUCACCUGCCAUCACCUUCCCUCACCUGCCAUCACCUUCCCUCACCUGCCAUCACCUUCCCUCACCUGCCAUCACCUUCCCUCACCUGCCAUCAGCCUGCAU